AUGGUGCUCAUUCCGCUCGUUCUUCUUUUCCAACACUUGACGACAUUAACGGUCGCAUUUCGACACUCACUAUGUGGCACCUCGUCGUUGACCGUUCGCGGUGUGGACAUCGUCUCUGCGUCGAAAAAUACCGUACUUCUGGUCUCGUUCAUGCCACUUCAGUGCGCCUUAUGCCAUCGACAACUCAAGAGGCUUUCCCAUUUGGCAACGAGCCAAAACGAUGUCCGUGUGGUCAUUUUGGCCCCAUCGUACGAGGCACCCGUGACUGUCUCGCGAGUUCAAACCGAGUUUCCUCGUUUGAUAGUCGAUCGGGACAUGCACAACGUUUGGCGAACUUAUGAGGCGGCCAACCAUGAUCAGAUCAUUUUCGACAAGUGCAGCCGUGUUUCACACGUGGUGUCACAACCUCGUAGCGACAUGACCAAUUAUCGUGACACGCUGGAUGCAGUUGAUAGCGCUCGGGCUCAAAGAGUGUGCGGACCUUGCGCCCAAAGCGGCAUUCGUGAGGCCCCUGGAUUUCAAGGAAACGCCAGGAAAGCGAUCGAUUGA
This is a messenger RNA of Cooperia oncophora, 549 nucleotides long. The record is from the annotation of a GenBank genome assembly. Lineage: Eukaryota; Metazoa; Nematoda; Chromadorea; Rhabditida; Trichostrongylidae.